AUGUCAAUAAAUCACACCCCCUCAGCGCAGGGGAACCCCUACGAUCACAACGGCGAGUAUGACGUCGCAAUGGAGGAUGCUGAUCCAUACAAUCGCGCAAAAUACCUGCCCCGACCAGCACAUGCUCACCGGCUUUCGGCGCAAUUCAUUGGCGAGGGCUCGUCUGCGGCUCAGCGUUACUCCCCAAUGAAUGUCGCACCGUCGAGCGCACAUGCGUCUAGUCCGCAGUCUGCUAUGCAGAUGAGCUUUCAGCAGACAGGCCCGCCGUCCUCACGGCAAUCCCCUACUCGCUCGCUCCAUUACGCAGCCGAUAGGUAUCCGGCCGAGCCCCCGACACCGACACGAUACACUCAGAACAGCUACCUAGCGAAUAUGGAGAAUGCGAAUCUGAGCCCUGACUCCUACUAUCCACCGUCGGCCUCUCAGCUGCCCACGCCAGGAGGAUCAAAUGCGAGACCUGGUCCCCCAUCCAGACAACCUUCGCAAAGGUCAGCCGGGCCUGUUCCUCGAUUCCAUAGGGUCAAGACUGCACAAGACCUGCGACAGAAGAUCAACUCGCAGCCUCCAUAUCGACGCGCGAACCCAGAAGGUGGCUUCAUCAGUCCUCUGCAGGCUCUCACGACCCAUCUUCCGGCCACCUAUCGCAUUUGCAACCCAAAUUUCAAGUACGAGUCUUCAAGAAACCCUCGUCGGGUUCUAACCAAGCCAAGCAAGGGCACAAAGAACGAUGGCUAUGAUAACGAGGACAGCGAUUACAUUUUGUACGUCAAUGACAUAUUGGGUAGCGAAGAAGCUGGCCACAAGAACCGCUACCUGAUACUUGACGUUCUGGGCCAAGGUACCUUUGGACAGGUCGUCAAAUGCCAGAACCUCAAAACUCAAGAAGUUGUCGCCGUCAAGGUCAUCAAAAACCGCACGGCAUACUUCAACCAGAGCAUGAUGGAAGUCUCUGUACUUGACCUAUUGAACUCGAAAUUGGACAAGAAUGAUGACCACCAUCUACUACGGCUCAAAGAUACUUUUAUUCACCGCCAGCACUUGUGCUUGGUGUUCGAGCUUCUCAGUGUCAAUCUGUACGAGCUCAUCAAGCAGAAUCAGUUCCGCGGCCUGAGUACGACUCUCGUACGUGUCUUUGCACAACAACUUCUCAACGGCCUGACUCUUCUCAACAAAGCAAGAUUGAUCCAUUGUGAUCUGAAGCCAGAAAACAUUUUGCUGAAGAAUCUGGAGAGUCCCAUCAUUAAGAUCAUCGAUUUUGGUUCCGCCUGCGAUGAGCGACAGACCGUGUAUACCUACAUUCAAUCUCGAUUCUAUCGUUCACCAGAAGUCCUGUUAGGUCUACCUUAUUCAUCAGCCAUUGACAUGUGGUCGUUGGGAUGUAUUGUUGUCGAGCUGUUCUUGGGUCUGCCGUUAUUCCCUGGCUCAUCGGAGUACAAUCAAGUGUCUCGAAUCACAGAGAUGCUGGGGAUGCCCCCGAUGUGGAUGCUGGAAAUGGGUAAACAGUCCGGUGAGUUCUUUGAGAAAACAAGCGACGAAUUCGGUCGUCGGUCGUACAGACUGAAGAGCAUGGAACAAUAUUCGAGGGAACACAACUCCAAGGAACAGCCCAGCAAAAAGUACUUUCAGGCAACAACUCUACCUGAGAUCAUUCGGAGUUACAGCAUGCCUCGGAAAAACAUGAAGCAAGCAGAGGUUGAACGAGAAAUGAAUAACCGCGUCGCCUUUAUCGACUUCGUCAGGGGCUUACUUACAACCAAUCCGCUUGAGAGAUGGUCACCUCAACAGGCAAAGCUACACCCCUUCAUCACUCAGCAGAAGUUUGAUCCGUCCCGCCCAUUCGUUCCUCCGAUGAACCUCAAGUCACCUUCAAACAAGCCUCCGGCACCGGGUGUUCAGCAACAGCUGAACGCGGAAGCAAUGAGCAAGCAGCGAGCCGCCCAAGCUGCACAGGUCCAGGCACAAGCUCAAAGCGCCGCGCAGUCCGCUUAUGCGAUGCAAAGCAGUCAGUACGGCCAUAUUCCCCAGGCACAGGCUCCUCCAGCGUACAACAACAUGUAUCCGGCGCAUCAGCUACCCGCACCACCUCCAUACCCAACACAUGGUGCUGGGUACGCUCCUCAAAUGGGACAGAUGACCCAGCAACCCGCUCAGAUGGCACCUGCACUCUACGGUCACCAACAUACUCUAUACCAGCAAGCUACCCAGAGAGCCGGACGUCAGAGAGCAUCAACUAUGGACCAGCAGCAAGGCGGCAUUCCUGCGGCAAUACAACGGGUAGCCAGCCACCUGGACCCCAGCCAGCCCAUUCGCUUGCAGCCUAGUCCGGCAUACUAUCCUCCGCCGCCCGAUGGUUAUGUUGAUUCGUCCGCAAACGCACGCAGACGUGGCAGCCGCAAUCAACGCAAUCGUGACUUUAUCAGAACGCUAGAAGACGGAGCUAUGGGACAAACACAAUGGCACUAA
Molecule: messenger RNA, 2463 nt
Organism: Cyphellophora europaea CBS 101466
Lineage: Eukaryota; Fungi; Ascomycota; Eurotiomycetes; Chaetothyriales; Cyphellophoraceae
Exons: 2
Coding region: 1-2463 (820 amino acids)
Biological process (GO): peptidyl-serine phosphorylation; peptidyl-threonine phosphorylation
Cellular component (GO): cytoplasm; nucleus
Molecular function (GO): ATP binding; protein serine/threonine kinase activity; protein tyrosine kinase activity
Source: RefSeq, a predicted model, not a curated record